UGAAUGUGCACGCCUUUCAUUGGGUUCUUUUCUUUCUUUCUGGCAUAUAACUGUGCUUUUCUUUAGAAUUGUCUCUCCUCUGCAUUUCUUCUUUGUGUUUGUAGAAAGCUGGUGUUGUUGUCCAUGUAUUGUGUUUCCGUGUUUGGUGAAGGGAUGGGUGGGCUUCCCUUCCCCAAAAUCAGGCAGAAGUGGAAAGCUGGAAAUUGAAAAUGACAAUAUUUUUCAUCACAGAAGUUUUCAGUGAUUUAUGUAGGUUUCAAUAUAGAAAGUUUCAGAUGCUCUUAAUUCAUCUGAAAGAGAGUUAUAGAAAAAGGUAGAGAGUUAUAAUAUUGCCCUCGAAGGACUAAGGUCUUGGGUUCCCAAGAGGUUUUUAAUUUUACACUCUUGAUGUUGUUUCAUUGCAACCCCCAAUUUCAUAUCUUAUUGUAGAAAUGGUGGUAGAAUUGAGUUGAAGUAGGCAGUUGUUUAAAAAGUUUCUUGGGAGGAAAAAUUGACUCACUCAGUGUUUAUGCAUAGAAAUAAAGCUGGUGUGGAAGUGUCAACUGCUCAGGUUUAGUAUUUGACCACCUUCUGAAAGAUACAAGUUUAAAAGGAGAAACAGAGGGGGUAAUUGAAAUUUAUAGGCAUGGGAAGCUCUGUGCAGUGGAAAACUGGUAGAAAUUACUUUCAUGAGGUUGUGUUUAGACUGUAGAAACUCAUUUUGAUUUUUGGUUUUUUUAAGUGUAUUGGUGUAACACUUUAGUUUCUCCAAAUAAGAAUGGCAUUACCCAAAGUUGAAAUGAAUCUGUGUAGAAUUGUGCUCAAAAAGAGAAUAAAUCCAAAGGAUCCUCACCUCUUUCUCAUCUGCCUCGGAGAAUAAAACUGCUAUGAUUGUUUUAAGUAAACAGAAAGUGAAGAUGACAGGAAAUCAUUUUUUAUUUAGUAAAAGUCAGAAUACCUUUGACACACACUUUAAAAUAAAUGCAUCUAUUCCUUUGAUCCCCUGUAUUUGUAUUACCAUAGAGCUUGCAUGUCCUAAUAGGAUUUUAGCUAAUGUCAUUUUCAUGGAAAACAGUCAUUUGAAAGCUGAGAGCUCUAGCUAUGUUUUGUUCAAAUAGCGAAGUAAUCUACUAUUUUAACAGAAAUUGCUUCUGCCGCAUUCCUAAUGUGGGAUUGCAUGUGAGUGAUUGUGUAUACUUUUCAGAUUUAUGUAGGUUUUCAAGGUAUGUAUUUGCUUGUGUUUGAUCUUAUAUUUCCUUUGUUAUCACAUUAUUUUACUUCUUAUCAAUGUGACUAACAAGAUAUUUUUAAUUGUGUAGAGAAUGGGUUUAGGUGUAUUCUUGGAGAUCUACCCAUCCAUAUAACAAAAGGUACCAAAGAAUAAUCUGUUACUAUCUUUGCUUGUCAAUGCCAUUAUGAUUUGUUUUAAAUGCAAUUUUUAAAAGCAUUUGGACUGCUACAGAUGCAUGACUCAGUUUAUCCUCUGGCAUGAUUGAUGUCAUUUGAUGAAUAGAAGAACUAAGUUACUGGAGAUGAAUGCUUAUUUAACAGAGUACUUUGUUUGGGUGAGGCAUAUUUUUUUAAAAACUUAUAAGGUUCCUGGAAUUGACUUUCAGUUUCUUAGUGACUUAAUUUCACUACAUGCUGAUUUCUCUUUUACAACAUUCAGCUCAGAUCCAGACAGGUUUGUGUAUGCUAUUAGAUUUGCAAAUUGCUGAUCUCCCAGUGACUUUCUCUCUUAGAUCCCAAUUGAGUAUGGUUACCUUGAGAACUGUGGCAUUAGCCCUGUUAGAGCAUGCUCCACUGGGGACUUCUGUGCAGUCUAUUUUUAAUGCUAUUUAAUGAAGGAGCAAGCACCUCACUCAGCAAUAAAAGAAGCAUGAGGAAAGAGAGCAGUAUGUGAUUAUGGAUACUGGAGAAGGAUAUUUGGAAAGGUUAAUGAUGAUGCGUCAAACUGUGUAAGGGAACCGCAUGGAGAUGGGCAUUCUGAACUGUUAAUGGGGACAUGGGACGCCAGUUGCCUCUGAUUACUUGUGUGGAUUUUCCCGGUGUAGAACGACAGAAGCCGCUAGUAAGUCACCAAGACCUACAGCAGGAAUUCUGCGUGAAAGGGCAUCAAACCUUAUUAUUUUAAUUUGCAUCUGGGAGAAUGUCUGAGCAAGGAGACCUGAACCAGGCCAUAGUGGAGGAAGGGAGGACUGAGCAGGAGACAGCCGCUCCAGAGAAUGGCAUAGUGAAAUCAGAAAGUCUGGAUGAAGAAGAGAAAUUGGAAUUGCAGAGGCGGCUGGCAGCUCAGAAUCAAGAGAGAAGAAAAUCCAAGUCAGGAGCAGGAAAAGGUAAACUGACUCGAAGUCUAGCCGUCUGUGAGGAGUCAACAGCCAGACCAGGAGCUGAAAGCCUUCAGGAUCAGGAAUCAAUUCAUUUACAGCUUUCCAGUUUUCCCAGCCUGCAAGAGGAGGAUAAAUCUAGGAAAGAUGACUCUGAGAGAGAAAAAGAAAAGGAUAAAAACAAAGAUAAAACCUCUGAAAAACCCAAGAUCAGAAUGUUAUCAAAAGACUGCAGCCAAGAAUACACGGAUUCUACAGGCAUAGACUUACAUGAGUUUCUGAUUAACACUCUAAAGAAUAAUUCCAGGGACAGGAUGAUACUCUUGAAAAUGGAGCAGGAAAUUAUUGAUUUCAUUGGUGACAACAAUAAUCAUUAUAAAAAGUUCCCUCAGAUGUCAUCGUAUCAGAGGAUGCUUGUCCAUCGGGUGGCAGCUUACUUUGGAUUGGAUCAUAAUGUGGAUCAAACAGGAAAAUCUGUCAUUAUCAACAAGACCAGCAGCACCAGAAUACCAGAGCAAAGGUUUUGUGAACAUUUAAAAGAUGAAAAAGGUGAAGAAUCCCAGAAGCGGUUUAUCUUGAAGCGAGAUAACUCUAGUAUUGAUAAAGAAGACAAUCAGCAAAACAGAAUGCAUCCAUUUAGAGAUGACAGACGAAGUAAAUCAAUUGAAGAGAGAGAAGAGGAAUAUCAGAGAGUGAGGGAGAGAAUAUUUGCACACGAUUCAGUUUGCUCCCAGGAAAGCCUUUAUGUGGAAAACAGUAGGCUCUUGGAAGACAGUAACAUAUGCAAUGAGACCUAUAAGAAAAGACAGCUCUUUCGGGGCAACAGAGAUAGCUCAGGGAGAACAUCUGGGAGUCGUCAGAGCAGCUCGGAGAAUGAACUCAAGUGGUCGGACCACCAGAGGGCCUGGAGCAGCACAGACUCCGACAGCUCCAACCGCAAUCUGAAGCCCACUAUGACCAAGACGGCGAGUUUUGGGGGCAUCACGGUGCUGACCAGGGGUGACAGUACGUCUAGUACCAGGAGUUCUGGGAAGCUGUCCAAAACAGGUAGUUCUGAGUCUUCCAGCAGCGCAGGCUCUUCAGGAUCGCUGUCCCGUACCCAUCCACCUCUCCAGAGCACACCCCUGGUCUCGGGCAUGGCAGCUGGAUCUCCUGGCUGUGUGCCCUAUCCAGAGAAUGCAGUGGGGGGCCAAGUCCCUCCCAGCAGCACCAGCUACAUCCUCCUUCCACUUGAAGCUGCAACAGGCAUCCCGCCCGGAAGCAUCCUCCUUAAUCCACACACAGGUCAGCCCUUUGUGAAUCCCGAUGGGACUCCUGCAAUAUACAACCCUCCUGCCAGCCAGCAGCCCCUGCGGAGCACGAUGGUGGGACAAUCCCCGCAGCAGCCUCAGCAGCAGCCUUCUCCGCAGCCUCAGCAGCAGGUGCAGCCACCACAGCCACAGAUGGCAGGCCCUCUGGUCACUCAGUCUGUCCAGGGGCUGCAGGCACCCUCCCAGUCAGUGCAAUAUCCGGCAGUCUCUUUUCCUCCCCAGCAUCUCCUGCCUGUGUCUCCAACGCAGCACUUCCCCAUGAGAGAUGAUGUGGCCACACAGUUCAGCCAGAUGAACCUGAGCCGUCAGUCCUCAGGAGAGACUCCCGAGCCGCCACCAUCCGGUCCUGUCUACCCAUCCUCCCUCCUGCCGCAGCCAACCCAGCAGCCCGGCUAUGUCAUCGCCUCUACGGGCCAGCAGCUUUCUACAGGGGGGUUCUCCGGCUCUGGCCCACCCAUCUCGCAGCAAGUUCUUCAGGCCCCUCCCUCCCCACAGGGAUUUGUGCAACAGCCUGCAGCUGCACAGAUGCCUGUCUAUUAUUACCCGUCUGGUCAGUACCCUACCUCAGCCACGCAGCAGUACCGGCCCAUGGCCUCGGUUCAGUACAGUGCUCAGAGGGGUCAGCAGAUGCCACAGGCAGCUCAGCAAGCAGGUUAUCAGCCAGUCUUGUCUGGACAGCAGGGAUUCCAAGGCCUUAUAGGAGUGCAACAACCACCACAGAGUCAGAGCGUGAUGAGCAGCCAACAAGGAACUCCGGUGCAAAGCGUAAUGGUCUCCUACCCAACCAUGUCUUCUUAUCAGGUGCCAAUGACGCAAGGUUCUCAAGGACUGCCCCAGCAGUCCUACCAACAGCCAAUCAUGCUACCUAACCAGGCAGCUCAAGGGUCACUCCCGGCCACUGGAAUGCCUGUUUACUGUAAUGUUACACCGCCAAACCCUCAGAACAACCUUAGGCUGAUUGGUCCACACUGCCCCUCCAGCACUGUCCCUGUGAUGUCGGCCAGCUGCAGGACAAAUUGUGCAAGUAUGAGCAAUGCCGGUUGGCAGGUCAAAUUUUGAGAGGUCUGGCUGUGGUUUAUUUCAUCAGCUAUUACUCAUGGCCUUUAAGGGAAGAGGAGCAAGUUGGGAAGACUGGCUGAGGACUUAAGUAUUCACUCAACACUCAAAAGAUUGCUGCUGGUAUUCUGUAAAAAAUAAACAAAGACUAAUACACACGUUAGCUGGUUAAUGGUGCAUAUUUCUGUCAUGUCUGCUAGGUAUGCCUUUAUAGCUUAGCUAGUGACAUGAAUUCAUCGAGGUAAGAUUUUCUCCUACCACUGAACACCACUGUGUAGAUUAUAAUAUCCCUCAUUUGGAUUAGUUUUGUACUUUGUGUUGAGUUUGUGAUGCUAAAAGUAUUUAAAAAUUAUAUACUGAAUCACAUUGUACCAAAGCUGUAAUGGAAAAGAAAAGAAGAAUUGAUGAAUGGAAGGAAUAAUUUAUAUACAUUAUAGAGUUUUCUUUUUUUAAUGCAUAUAUACUGUAUUGUAGUGUUUAAUCAAAAUAAAACUAUUUGACCUUAUGGAGUAAGGUCAUGUUUUUACCACCA
Molecule: messenger RNA, 5204 nt
Organism: Marmota monax (woodchuck)
Lineage: Eukaryota; Metazoa; Chordata; Mammalia; Rodentia; Sciuridae
Gene: Arpp21
Product: cAMP regulated phosphoprotein 21
Exons: 21
Coding region: 2129-4675 (848 amino acids)
Cellular component (GO): cytoplasm
Molecular function (GO): nucleic acid binding
Source: RefSeq, a predicted model, not a curated record